Molecule: messenger RNA, 1005 nt
Organism: Suillus discolor
Lineage: Eukaryota; Fungi; Basidiomycota; Agaricomycetes; Boletales; Suillaceae
Product: aquaporin-like protein
Exons: 6
Coding region: 62-937 (291 amino acids)
Biological process (GO): transmembrane transport
Cellular component (GO): plasma membrane
Molecular function (GO): water channel activity
Source: RefSeq, a predicted model, not a curated record
GUCACGCACAUCUGAUGGGGUAUAAAUGAAAGCGAAUUGCUCCUCUUCGUCGUAACAAACCAUGUCAGCCGCCAGGACACCGUCUCGUUACUCUACCCCUGGGAUGUUCAGCACAUUCAAGUUGGACUGCAAGGCUGCUGCACUCGAGUUCGUCGGGACAACAUUCUUUCUACUCCUAGGGCUCGGAGGUAUUCAGGCGGCCAAUGGCGAGGCUGAGUCCAGUGGCACCACCAUCGAACAUGUCAUGUACAUCGCGACAUCCAUGGGUUUCAGCCUUCUAGUCUCCGCUUGGUUGUUCUACAGGAUCACCGGUGGCCUCUUCAACCCCAACAUCACACUCGCACUGUUUCUCGUGGGAGUGAUGAAUCCCGUAAGAUUCGUGUUGUUCUGCAUCGCACAACUGGUCGGAAGCAUUGUUGCAUCGGCGUUGUUACUUGCGCUGACCCCUGGACCGCUGGCUGUCAACACGUUCCUCCAAAAGGGAAUCAAUUCAGCUCAAGGCGUUUUCAUCGAAAUGUUCCUCACAGCAGCGCUGGUGUUAGCCGUUCUGAUGCUCGCCGCUGAAAAAUCUCAAGUUACUCCAUUUGCACCGGUUGGCAUUGGCCUCACACUGUUCGUUGGACAACUAUGGGCCGUCUUUUACACGGGUGCGGCUAUGAAUACGGCACGUGCAUUCGGGCCUGCUGUCGUUACCGGGUUUCCUUACCCUAGCCAAUGGGUGUACUGGGUUGGACCCUUCCUCGGCUCUCUACUGGCAUCUGCCUUCUACGCCAUGUUGAAAUGGAUGCACUAUCAAGAUUUGAAUCCUGCACAGGCGUCCACGCAUGAGAAGGACUCACCAGAUCCACUUGCCGUGGCACUGAGUAAUACGGACAACCCUUUGUCCGACAGAAACGGUGCAGGAAGGAGCGAGGGAAGCGGGUCUAGUGAAGUGUAGACUCAUUUUCAACCUCUAAAGACUUUCGCUCGACUAGGACAUGUAAGCCAAUGGGCAGCACAGUUUUA